Ornithorhynchus anatinus (platypus) is the source of this 7812-nucleotide messenger RNA. RefSeq names its product zinc finger DBF-type containing 2 (gene ZDBF2). The transcript is spliced from 9 exons. NCBI's taxonomy places the organism in Eukaryota, Metazoa, Chordata, Mammalia, Monotremata, Ornithorhynchidae. Gene Ontology annotation, molecular function: zinc ion binding; nucleic acid binding. The record is from RefSeq and is a predicted model, not a curated record. Bases 573 to 3785 code for a protein of 1070 amino acids. Gene Ontology annotation, biological process: epigenetic programming of gene expression; genomic imprinting.
CAGAGACAGUCCCUGCCCAACGACGGGCUCACAGUCCGAUGAAGGCUCUGCCCAGAAAGUGCUCAAAUACGGUGUUGAGACAGGGUGAUUUAGUGGGAAGAGUGUGGAUUUGGGAGUCACAAUCUGGAUUCUAUUGCCAGCUUUUCUGCUGUGUGUCCGUUGUAAAAUGGGGGUUGAAAUACCGGGAUGUGAGGACAGUUUGAGAUAAGGAGUAUGGAAGCACUUUGGAAAAAUGAGAGCAGGCUACCAAAAUCCUGUUUUUGAAUCCUUUGUAUGUUGCCAAAAAUCAGCCCUGAACUCCCAGAGGAAAAACGUAAUUAUUCCUCAGUUUUGUAGGGGAAGCGACGUACCGCUCACUUCAAGAGAAGUUGUUUCCUGGGUACCUGCGUAGCCACUGUACAAACUGGUUUUCUUCCAAAACUGGCUCGUACUUGAGCGACUGAAUCUAGCAUAUUUAAAGGUCAUGGGAGAUCGGGGGAAAGAGCUAGAGCGAGAAUAAGAGGCACGAGAAGGAGAGUUCUUCUUUGAGAGACUGCCACUGGAAGGUUUUGCAGGAGAAGUUGCCAACCUAGAUGCCUGCAGAGACUGGGCCCAUCGAGAAGAAAGAUGUCCAGCAUCUGAAAUCCUUGAAGGGUAAUGCCAAGAUGUUUAAGAAAACUAAGGCAGCUAAAGAGACCUCUGCUUCUUCAGCACUAGGUGCUGGAAGGCAAGGGGUUGAAACCUCUUCGGGAGUUGAGUGUGAUAGCAGUGUGAUGGUGCUGAAUCAGGAGCAGUCUGGCCUUAGCGUGUCCAGUAGCAGGAGAGGGUAUUGCAACUGUUGUCACGUGCAUUACAAUAACCUGCAACAGCACAUUUUCAGCCCUGAGCAUAGACGCUUUGCCACAUACUGCAGGCGCCAGGUGAGCACGACUAGUUUGAUGGAGCGCUUCCUGCAGGAUGUUUUGCAGCAUCAUCCUCAUCAGUAUCAGGACAGCAGGCCAACUUAUGAUGACAUACCACUUAACAGCCACCAGUUUCCUUCUGAGGAGGCUCAGUGUGAAGGUGGCCGGCUUGCAGAGGAGAGGGCAGAGAAGGAGCCUCUUGGUACUAAAUGGGAGAUACCCACCAAAGACUUAAAGUCUGCUGCACAGUCCCAUCCCUCUCCUCCGUGUACAUCCCAGGAGGCCCUGAAAGGAACUUUCCUUCAGCCGCCUGGCUCCCCAAGGCUGGAAGACCGACGGCGAUCCUCUGCGAGACUUCCCCGAGAAACGGGGUGCAGCUGGAGGAGAGUAAAGAAGUGCAUUCCAGCCGAAGGUGCUCAGACCACACCCAGUAGCCAUAAAGUCCUUUUUAAACUGGCCAUUCCAGGACAUCUCAGUACUCCUCUUAGUCCUGUACCUCACUGUUUGCCUCUUAGCUCAGCCAGGACAGAAGCUACUGGGACAUCAUUAGCCUCCGUUUUGAUCUCAGAAAACAAGCGAGAACCAAACCAGGUGAAUAUAUGCAAAAGAAAGCCUAGUCCCCUGGCCUCGUCACUCCACCCAGAAACACUUUCAGUUUCCCACCGGAGCCCCGCCUUUAGCCAAGGGAACACUUUAUUUAGGAACUCAGGUAAAUCUAUGUUGAAGCAAGAUGGUUUACAAUCUCAGGGUAAAACUGUAGAGGCUGACCUCCGUCUCAGGGAGCACUUGGGUCCCGGAGGCGACCGAAGCUUUGGGCCACUCCUCAAACCAGCAGCAAAUUCAGAAUUGAAGCCACGUAGCGGUGGUGCCACCUCGGUGGACGAAAUUAUCGAAGAAGUCAUUCUAAAGCACUGCUAUGGAAUUCAGCCUACUGUAGAACCCAGCCAAGAGGAGGGACAUUCCUUUUUGAAUAGGUUGGCCUUUCCAGAGGGUCAGAAUUCAGAGGAUUCUGAAAUGAGUUUUGAUUUUGAUGUGCCUCUUCGGUCAGUCACUGGUCAAUCCACAAUGACGGUUAAAGAAAUAGGCCUUUUGAAGGAGGAACAGGUGAAACUGGACGAUAAGAACUAUGAAUCCCAGCUUAGCUCUGUGCUGCUCAGCAUGGGUUCACUUGAGGAAAAAGAAGACUCCAAAGUGAAGACGGGGGAUUGCUGCAGUGAAGUUGUUCUUCCGGAUUUGCCUCACGUGCCUCCGUCCUUUGUGGGAAAAACAUGGUCCCAGAUAAUGUAUGAAGAUGAUUUGAAAAUCGAAGCUCUGGUGCGGGAUUUCAGGGAGGGCCGUUUCCGCUGCUACUUUGACGACGAGCAUAAAAUGAGAAAUGGGACCGCAAGAGCUAGGAAAGGUAAGCAGAAAGAUGAAAGAAAAAGAGAGACUCAGAAAGACCUCAAAUUAGAGACUGCCACAGCUUCUGCCCUGCCUGACUUUCCUGAUGCCGUAAGUGGUAGUUCUGAUGGUGAUAACCCGCCGGCGGCCUCAGACGCGCUAUGCAAUCCUCCUCCUCCUCCUCCUCUUCCUCCUCCUCCUCCUCCUCUUCCUCCUCCUCCUGCUCCUGUCAGGCAUCCUCUGAAAAGAACGUGGCGCCUGGCUUCGCGAUGUCAAGUGGUUAAAGUGAGCCACGGCACUCAAACCAGUCUAGUGAAUUGCCCGGUGGUCCAAAGAAAAACGAUCCGCAAACGGCAGGAUCCGCUUGCAGAAAAGACAGAUCUUUGGUUGGAGAAUGACAGGACGCCAAAUAUGAAAACCAGACUUUGUGCGCUCAAGCUUCCCGAAUCCUACUCCAAAAUUUUGAGCCCCAUACAACCCAAGACAGUUGUCUAUGUUCUCUCUUGCCCGGAGGCUAAGCAGGGAAGGGGUAAACCUACCAACAGUUCAAAAGUGAGGCGCAGCCACAACUCCUCAGAUAGCAAGGAUUCUGUAAAAUACAAGUAUAAACAGUGCUCUUUUAAGUAUUAUGACCCUCUGACCAAUCGAAUUCUGAAAAGACCGCCCAAGAGCCCAGCACGAGAAAAAGCCAAAAAGCCUGCCCAUGUUCGACAGUUAUUCAGGAGUCUCAGCCUAGAUGCCAACCGGAAGAAAGACAAUGAUUCGGAGAGGGCACGCACACCACCCAGCCAGCCUUAUGAUUGGUCAACCUUCUGUAGCUCCACUUCAGCAUCUUUCCUGCCAGAGUCUGUUAAAGGAGGUGAUUUCUCUUCGAGUCCAGACACCAGUGGAUCUUCAGUUUCUACAGAAGGACCGGAGAUUGGGAAUUCUGGUCAUUCAGAGAAGUCUUAUCAGCACUUUACUCUCUCACCUUUAAAUUCCAGCCAGGCCCUGACAGAAAGUGAUUUCAAAUUGACCGCCUUUAAUCAAAGUGCUGCCAGUUCGUCGAAGCGGCCCUUCCGAAAAGCAGGGUUGCAGAGGGCACAUCCAAAGCAAUUAAGAAGGAGGAAAGAAGGAACCGGUAAGGAGCCGAGUUAUUCUAAGAAGUCCUCCGGACCCGUGACUCUCAGCCCAAGGAUCUCUAGAAAACAGAUACCCCAAACCAGGAGUAAACAGAUGAAAGAAAUGGAGAAAACUCCCUCUUCAACUCCAAAGUCAACUGCCUUCUCUCCCGCUGGCCAUCAAUCUAGAAAAACUGUCAUAGAAAAGCACCUUAAGAAGGAGAAACCUGAUGUCAAAAAACUGAAAAGGAGGAAGAGGCUCAAGAAAGCAUUUCCGAAUCCUACAGACACUUCGCGUGUGGCCGAAAGGCAGCCGAAAAACCCAGCUAGUUCUGCCCGGAAGCGUUCCGAGUGGAAAUCUUCCAAAAUGACCAAGUGGGAAGUGAGUGGUGAUGAUAAUAUUCUCCCCAACCGGGAAAGAUGAGUCUCUAGAAGAAGAGUUACUCUCCCUGUUUUGGGAAGUUUAACUCACUCUCCUGGGAGACUGCUCACCCCCCACUGACCAAAAUCUUACUUUGCCAAUGGUUGGGGACACAGUGAAGAAAGAGAAUGUGACCUGAGGUUUUUGCGGCAAGUCUUUGAGACUUCAGAACCUCCGCUAGAAUGAACUUGAACCUGAUAAGCUAGUACAAAUGACAGCCCAGUCUCGCAUCCGAGUGAUGGGAACAUUACACAUUGCACUGUUUUUGCUAAAAUGUUGUUUUACAAGUUUUGUAUUUGUUUCAAUUUAGCACGUAGGGCCCUAUUUUCUACCCUAUUUUCUAGUUUUCAAUGCACUCUUCCCCCUUCCAUCCGUCCUUUUCUGCAGAAAAAAAAAAUACUGACACCGUCUCAAUUAGAUUGUCGUACAAAUUUGUCCCCUCUCAAAAAAGGUUGUCCCACUUGGACUCAUUCUAUGAGUCACACCCAUUUCGUCCUCAUGUUGUAAUUACAGAAUAUAAAAAUGAAAAUUAACAAACAUAUCAAAACAUGAAACGCUCUCAGUAUUUAUCAGUCAGUCGAUUGACAGCAAAGUUUAAAUACAAGCGUGAAUGUUGGGGUGUGUGUAUGUGUGUGUGUGUGUGUGUGUGUGUGUGUGUUUGUGUACGUGGAGAAUAUCAUGAACUCUUUAGGUAAAAGUUAGAAGAAUAUUGCCAGUCAACACUAAAUGGAAGUGCAAUACUGUUCCAUUAUGGGCCUUGAGGAGUGAGUUAAGAGGUGAACUAAUCCAUUCCCCUGCCUUCGGGAGAGCUGUGAUCUCAUGCCUAGAUAGAUGUAACUCUGUCCUCCUUGUAAAAUCCUUGAGACAGAUUCCACAGCUUCCCUUUGGGAUCCCAUUCCAGUGUUUUAACAACUGUUUCUAGCAGACAGUUCCCUCAUGUAAUUCAUGCUACCACCUCACUUAAAUUUAGCCAAACGUAUUAUUAAUUUCCAACAACACAAUUUUCAGACAGAUGUCUUUUACCCAAGGAUCAAAGUGAAAAAAAAAAUUAAAUGCCACUGAGAAUUGGAGGCUUUAGCAGCAGUUUCCAAUUUGUCAACCUGCUUUUUGAUAUUUCAGUGUUAUUGCCUUAAUCAGAUUUUAGAGGAAGGCUUUUUAACGGAAAACUCCUACUAUAUGAGAUGUAUUGCUAGCAAAUAUAAUUUUCAGGCUAUUGGAUAAAGAAAUAUAUAUAUAAAACCUCUUUAGUAGUCCAAAACUGGACUUAGGUCCACAUGAAUAUUAAACUCUGUUCUAGCCCAGUGAUGUUAUAUUCAGUUAUUCAUUGGUACUCCUAAUUAGCUCUAGUAAGUAACACUGGAUUUGGGCUGUGAAAUGUAAAAUCAUUUGUGCAUGUUCUUCUGUGUAAAUAGGGCUCUUCGUCAGGGUGAAUUUUAAAAAUAAAGAUUGACUUUAUUUAAGUAAUAAAUGAAAUAAUGAUAUAUUUUAUUUUAGUACCAGUAUGAAAACUAACUAUACUAUUUUUUUAAGAGACAGGUAGUCCAAGGGUACGUCUGAGUCCACUUGCGGUUUUGAGGAUGUUUUGAUAACUAAACUCAUUGCUCGUCGGGUGUCUUGGUUACAACUAUUUGGAAACCUUUUCUAGUAAUGCUCAGAGACUAAAAGGAUAACAGAAAUCAGUUGCAUCUUAAAAUGGAUUGGAACAGUAAGAAAAUAGUAAGACAGACAAAUCGUAAAAAGCUGCUAACAUUUAUAUUGGAGUAGAAAUACACAGCCCAGGUUUAUGGGGGUUAAAAUGUGUUAAAAGUGAUACGAUAUUCAGUGGAACCAAAGAGCAGUAAAGUAGUGAAAGUGAGCACAGUGGUUAGUUUUGAAGGGUAAGAUAAGUACCAAGGAAGUACUUCCAAAACUGCCAUUAUUUUGGGCAGUUUACAAGGGUAAUGGUCAGUAAAGGGAACAGGAGGUGGCCCCAUACUGGUCAGACGCUAAAAGUCCAAACUUGGGGGUUAAGAUUCCCAGAGUAAUUAAUUUUCAUUCCUUCCCCUCCAGUAGAGAAUGUAUUAGAAAAGAAGAUAAAAACGAGUACUCCAAAAUGAUAAACGUUGAAAGCAAAAUAAUUUGGAGAAACAAUCUCAAAUCUGUUGUGGGGAAUUUGUACCAAAAUGCCAAUUUAAGCCUAUAUCCUUGAAGCUGUAUUAACCAGUGUAUUCAGUUAGGAGAAGAAGCUUUGAGAAAGGGAAGCAUAUUCACUAAGUUGUAACUCAUGUUCGUUUAUGUGGCUUUUUAAGGCAGCACCCAGAUGAUUUCAGGGGCUUUACUGCCUUCUGAAGAAUACGUAUUCGGGCGACUGUUUAUAGAAGUUAAAUCAUUAAACCACUACACAUUGCUUCCUUCCUGAUAUUCAUCACUAAAUUGGAUCCACUACAGAAUAAAUUGCCAGCAUUUUUGCCAUUAAUGGUUCACUGCUACUUUUCCAGUAUUUAAAAUCCCCAACUCUCUAGGCAUUUUCUCUUCUGCGUAUUCUACGUGAUUAAAUGGGGAAGCUAUUGUGUUUUAUGGGUGGUGGGUUUUGCUGCAAGCAUUCAUUGAGAUUUUUCUUAAAACACCAGUGAAGUAUUUACUACUCAACCAAUGAGUAGGGAAGUCAUGUUAUCCAUGUGAGAGAUUCUUUGACGUAAUAAGAAGAAAUUCUCUCGAUUGCUUAGUCUCUAGUCGCUGACCCAGUGAGGAUACCCACCUCUGCUCCAAUUUAGGCUGUCUAAUUUAGGGUUUGAAAGUAACACUCCUGUUCCCAGCUAUUCCUUUCAAAAUUGAAAUGGUCUCAUAAAGUGCUUUCCCAUUUUCAAACCCACAUUUUAGACCUUCAUCUCCUUGAAGUAGACUGGGGCUGUGUCUCAACUAGCUAAAUCAAAUCCCCCUCUUAGAAAUAAAGUCUUUAUUGAUUUGAAAGAAAAAACAUCCUUUUGAUGUGCAUAUGAAUGGCAGUCCCUUUAAAUAGUGGGUAAAAUUGCCCAAGCCAAUUUAAAGAUUUACCUCACUGUGAAAUACACCGACACUGCUACACGUUUGAAAUUGAGUUGUAGAUUUAGCUGUAACUAUAUGCAUUUUUCUAAUGGGUCGUGUGUCAAGCAAGGAAAAACAAAGUCUUAGAAGGGUCAGUGGAAAAUUGAUCUACGUUUUCACUCUGGCCUGUAAUUCCCCUUUCCUUUUAACUUAGUUUCACAGAUUUCAGUUGGAGAAGGAUAAAGAGUGCUGCCUAAAGCAAAUCCUAUCUUUUCUCUUUCUAGCUAUUCCACAAAUCAAUUUUUCAAAUAUGUUCGUUCGCCAUCCUUUUCAUCCUUUACCUCAAAUUCUUUGAUGUUUCCUUUCAAAUGCUUUCACCACUGGUCUAAUGUUUUCUGAGUGUUUAUGAUGCAAUACUUAAUUUCAAACUGUGUUUUUUUAAAUACCUCCUGCUUUAUUGGUAAGUUUAUGUUUAACUUCUCAACCUUCUUUCCCAUAUGUUUUCAUUUGUAAAUCCCUCUAUUCUCCAUUUAUCUGUUUCAAACCCCAGCUCUUUAGAGGUAAAUUGUAACUGAUCCCUGUUGGUUAUCUUCCUAAUCUGGGAAUUUAUAGAGUGCUAUGCACUGUGUGAGACUUGCUUUCCCUCUUUCCUUUCUAAAUCUGUAGCUGUCAUUGGCUUCUUAGUGUGUUUGGUCACAAAAAGCCCCUGAAUUAUGGCCCCAAAUUACCAUUUUGGCAAAUUUCUACAGGAAAUGUCAUAUUCCACAUCAGUAUUCACCCAUUGGCUUUACUAAUUAUUGAUGACAGUAGCGAGUAAAGGUCUAGUGCAGCGACAGAAGAGUGUGAAGACAUGGCAUAACCUAUGUAUGGUUUGGUAUUUCACAGCUGUAUUUGGAUAUAAACUGGGUACCUUUCAGUUUUGUUGCCUGAUGUGUCUUAAAAGAUAUUCCACUUAUUCUUCUAUCAGAACUUUUGAAAAAAAAAACGUGAGUUUUGACUUAGAAAUAAACGACCACAUUGUACUUGU